GGUGACAGCUUGCUUGUCUCUUUCCCUCUCUCUUCUCAUACUUUCGCCUCAUACACAGCAUUCUUCUAGUCGCGAUUCUUUCAGCAACAACAUGGAUCACUCACACAUGGAUCACGGUCAUAUGGGCCACGACAUGCCCGGCAUGGGCGGCGACGGGCCAAAGUGCAACAUGAACAUGCUGUUUACUUGGGACACGACCGACCUCUGCAUCGUCUUCCCCUCAUGGCAUGUCUCGGGCACCGGCUCGCUUAUCUUUUGGCUCCUUGCGAUUGUCCUGAUGACGGCGGGAUACGAGGCUGUUAGAGAGAUGUCGAGAAGAUACGAAUCAUAUGUAAAGGAGACGACGGAGGGACCAAGAGGGAGAAACGCAAAAGCUGGGCGCAAUGAGCAGCAGACCAAGAUCAUCAAGGCUAUCUUGUAUGCUGUACAGGUCUUUUACUCAUUCUUCAUCAUGCUUCUCUUCAUGACGUACAACGGCUGGGUCAUGCUCGCUGUUACGGUCGGGGCUUUUGUCGGCUACUUGAUGUUCAGCCAAUCUUCCCCGACCAAGUCGGUCGCUUGUCAUUGAUGGUGACUUGGAUAAUACAUGAACCGCCUAGGUGUCAUAAAAUACUUAACAUACUAGUGUAUCAAGGCCACUAUAGUCGCCAGACCACGCCUAUCAGGUGUCUAUCCACACUGUCAAGUAUUUCAUGAUACCCCGGUGGGUUGUCGGAAACUUGCAGUUUCGGGGUAAAGGAAGCCGAAAUGCAGGGGCAAGAGCUGGACGUGCGUACAGAUCACUGUACACCUGGUGGAACCAUUUUAACCUUUUCCUGUAAUAUCCGGGGACUCGUAUCUGAUGGAUGUGGUGGACCCAAUGCGCGUCCGAGGAGGGCGUUGGUGCAUUCACGGAACGGGAAUAAACUAGAAAUAUAUCAUCAUGUUAGGA
Molecule: messenger RNA, 931 nt
Organism: Pyrenophora tritici-repentis Pt-1C-BFP
Lineage: Eukaryota; Fungi; Ascomycota; Dothideomycetes; Pleosporales; Pleosporaceae
Product: ctr copper transporter family protein
Biological process (GO): copper ion transmembrane transport
Cellular component (GO): plasma membrane
Molecular function (GO): copper ion transmembrane transporter activity
Source: RefSeq, a predicted model, not a curated record